AUGUCCCACCCUCAACCCGUCCCCCGGCCGCCCGAUAACAUAGAACCUGAAGAUGAUGGACUGCUAGACGCUGAUGAAGCAGCUGAAGAAAUAGUAGAUGACGACGGUGACCAUCCUAUGGAUGACGAAGACGACGAAGAUCUGGAAGCAGAAGAACAAGAAAUCCAACUGCAAAACGACUCCGCCGCCCAUUUUGACUCUCACACGGACAGCAUAUUCUGCAUCGCGCAACAUCCUACGGACCCAUCCAUCGUGAUAACAGGCGGCGGCGACGACGUCGCAUAUCUCUUCGACGCAUCUAUACCGCCUGCCGCUCAAGGCGCAGGCCAGCCUCAGGGCGAGAGGAAAGGCAUCCAACCCCUCCAAAAGUUGGACGGGCAUACCGACUCGGUCAAUGCCGUGGCCUUCACAUACCCGCGAGGUGAAUACGUGCUAACGGCCGGACUUGACGGGAAACUACGCGCAUGGAAAUCAUCAGAAGCAUCGGGCUCCAAGAAGUGGACAUUUGUCGCUGAGGCCGCCGAAGUGGAAGAGAUCAACUGGGUGGCCCCCUGUCCUAAUAAGGACCAUGAGAACGUAAUCGCUCUCGGCGCCAACGACGGCUCCGUUUGGGUCUAUCAGAUUAAUGCCGAGGACAAAGCCAGUCCGCUUACGAUCGUACAAGCGUUUUACCUCCACACUGCAUCAUGUACCGCGGGAGCGUGGACGCCAGACGGUUCGCUCCUCGCGACGGUGUCGGAAGAUGGCAGCCUGUAUGUGUGCGAUGUCUUCUCUGCCGGCCAAGCCGUUAUCUCGUUCACCACCGCAGACCAACGCUUCGAGGUUGAAGGCGGCCUUUACAGUGUGGCAUGCACUCCGUCAAUGGUGGCCGUGGGCGGCGCGGAUGGGAACAUCAAAGUCGUCGGUCUGCCGCAACCGGCUGAUCAGACCAAGAAGAACAGUGGCGCCAAAGGCGCCGGCAGACAACAGCAGGCUUCUUCGGCAGGACAGAUACUAGCAUCUUUACAAGCUCAAUCUGACGGCGUCGAGACUCUCUCCUUCUCUUCCCCACCCCUCAACAUCCUUGCCGCGGGAAGCGUCGAUGGAUCAAUCGCCCUCUUCGAUACGGCCCAUCGCUUCGCCGUGCGGAGACACAUCAAAGAGGCGCACGAAGAAUACGCGGUCGUCAAAGUCGAAUUCGUCAGAAAUCCGCAAAAGGGUGGUUGGAUAUUGACCUCGGCAGGUAUGGAUGGCGUGGUCAGGAGAUGGGAUGUCAGGGGUGGGACGACGGCGGCAGGACAAGGGUUCAUCCAGGAAUGGAAGGGCCACAGAGGGGAGGGAGAGGGCGGAGGUGUUUUGGGGUUUGUACAAGGCGGAGGUGGAAACAGGAUUGUCACGGCAGGCGACGACGGCGUCGCGUUGGUGUUCAGGGCGGACAUUGUAUGA
Molecule: messenger RNA, 1425 nt
Organism: Cladophialophora psammophila CBS 110553
Lineage: Eukaryota; Fungi; Ascomycota; Eurotiomycetes; Chaetothyriales; Herpotrichiellaceae
Exons: 1
Coding region: 1-1425 (474 amino acids)
Molecular function (GO): protein binding
Source: RefSeq, a predicted model, not a curated record